AUGUCUCUGCUGCACUACUACGAGACACAGCGCUCCACCAAACGCAGGAAAAUAUCCGACGAGAACGUCGAUCUGGACCGCAAGGAGAGCGAUAAGCCGCCACGAAGCCCCAGUCCGUCCACUGGGGUGGUGGAUACAUUUCCAGUUGACGAGGCUGAACACCCGCCUAAAAGUAGUCAAACAGAACUUGAAACCUCAUUGCCGGAUAUAGAGACGGACGAGCAGGCAAUUCAAGCAUAUGAGGCAUCACAGGCUGCGGAUGACGCGGAGUCAGGCUUGCAAGUGAGAUUGCGUGACGGCGUCUGGAAGAAGGGGAAAAGCUCCAUCUAUGUCGAUGCUUUCAACUUGGCAUUGGAGACCGUGCUGGAUGAAGAACCACAUCUCUUUAGUGAAGCCGAGACGGAGGUGUUUACGCAAUGGAAGGGCUUGUCCUAUGAGUCUCAGUAUCUAUAUGUGCGGCUUUUCUUGCGCAAGACUUCCGCAUGGCAUCGGGUCAAUCGACUGGGCUAUUAUUCCGACAUCUCCGACUUGUCUGCAGUAGCCGUUGAUCUUCAGUACGAUCGAACACUGCCGAAAGUUGAAGAUCAAGAGCAUAGUGAAUUGGACUUUGAAGGCACCUUUCGCUUUGCCGAUGGGACAUCAGAGAUUAAGACUCUGGAAGAGGCAUCGUCUCUUUUAUUGCUCGAUGAACUAAAGGGAUUUGCCAAGGAGGCCAAGGUACAGGGCAAGAACAAGAAAGAGCUGCUGGCAGCUCUAUGUGAGACCAGUCAAACGCAAACAGGCCUUGGGUUCAAGAACGAGGCAGACAGCACACAAUCUGAGAACAGAGAAAGCCAUUUUUUAGAGAAGAUCUUGGAUUACACGGGCGAUUGCAUCCGGCUCUCUUCUGGACCUCGUGCUUUAUUCGAGCGCGUGCAUUUGGUCUUUUAUAGAUCAACCGAGUGGACCGAGAAAUCACUGACGACAAUCAUUCUGGCCAAAAUAUCGCGGAGAAACUUCCCUGAAUACAUCGUAUGCCGAUCAAAUUCCAUAUUCCCAUCGAGGGGAGUCCUCAUGGAAUUUGAAGCUGCUCUGCGGACCCAGUUUGAUAUUGACAAUAUCCUGGAAUUCAAUGGCCCCCCGAGUACAGAGUCAUUACAACGCAUCAUUGAUCUCGCUAAUAAGUUUCAUCCUCGCUGGCAAGAAUUAACCAAAGAAGAGCAACAGAAAGAAGAUUCCAUCUACGACAGCGGCGAGGGCGCUUAUCUGCGCCGAUUUUCUCCCGCAUGGGUCUACACACGGAUCAUCCACAAAAGCCUGCAUCCACUGGGUCGAUUCAAGGAACAUAAACGUGAGCAUGAGGUCCUCACAGAGCUCCUUGACCAGCGUUUAUUCCACGCUGCUCGUCGUGGCGCCUGGUACCAACGUAAAGCGCUCCUAGAAGAGCACUAUAUGUGGGCCUUAACGCCGUCAGAAGACCGAAACGAAGAAAAACAACGCAAGUUCUGGAAACGAAUUGCGCUGCGAACGUGUGAGGAAGGCCUGGAAGAUCCCCUCUGUCACUUGAUAUACCAUUACGAUCUGCAAAAACGUAUAACAAAGCUUGAAAGGGCCCUGAAAGUCGUUAAGAGAGAACAACAUGAUUUCGGCCAUGUGAUGCUGAGCAAACCGGCUGAACGGACAAUCGAGGGAAUCCGUAUCGAGCGGGAUGAACCCGCGAAGAAAGGAAAAGCUACAAUAUGGAUUGACGAGAGGGAAGGCGGGGAGUGUCGAGUGGAAAGCAUGUGCUUAAGCUGGUACCGUGAUCACGGCUGGAAAGGAUAUCACUCCGAAGGAGGCAUCGUUCGAACUCUGUUCGGAAUCCUCUUCUACGAUAUCCUAUUUACUUACGUCCCCAACGUCUUCCAAACACCAUUCCAAACCUGUCCCCUCGAUCUCCAUACAGACGUGUUUUACCCAUCUCGGGCAUCAGAGAUCAAUCACCGACUAGUCGAGAUUACGAAUGGCGACGCAGAACGUAUCAUCCGGGAAACUCAUACCCGUGAAGCAGCUACACAACCCUGUGCUAUCGGCAUUGACUGGUCAUUUGAACUAGAGGAUCUGCUUGAAAUUGGGCGGUGUUUCCGAGGUGAGGCACUGGCUACUAUCUGUAAGGUCAUGGCACAGGAAUACCAACAGCGUGGCGGUGGUAUCCCUGAUCUCUUUCUUUGGAAUCCUGAGACGAAGACUGUCAUGUUUGCGGAGGUCAAAUCCGAGAAUGAUCGAUUGAGUGAUACACAGCGGUUAUGGAUCCAUAUUCUUCUGUCUGCCGGGGUCCAGGUUGAGCUGUGCAAUGCCGUUGCGAGGGAAGUGAGGAUGGAGUAG
Messenger RNA from Penicillium longicatenatum, 2343 nucleotides. Its product is annotated as fanconi-associated nuclease 1. Bases 1 to 2343 code for a protein of 780 amino acids. Gene Ontology annotation, molecular function: 5'-3' exonuclease activity; flap-structured DNA binding; 5'-flap endonuclease activity. Gene Ontology annotation, cellular component: nucleus. The record is from RefSeq and is a predicted model, not a curated record. Gene Ontology annotation, biological process: interstrand cross-link repair. The transcript has 3 exons. Lineage: Eukaryota; Fungi; Ascomycota; Eurotiomycetes; Eurotiales; Aspergillaceae.